AUGUCGUCGAUGGCAGGGCAGGUAGUAUGGCUCCUGCUGGUGCCAAUGAUUCUCGCGGUAGAGAUAGCAUUCUUCGUGGGCAUUAGUGUCCCGGUGGCGAAUGUGCUUACGCGGCUUCGUGCAAAUUACUUGCCGCACGCCGUGUCACUCGACCAUGUCAUGGAAGCAGGUCGUGAGCCCAGUCGACCAUCCCUGUGGGGCCUCCUUUUUGCGUGGCGGCACUAUGAGAAUCCAAAAAUCGGACCCAACAUACGUACAUUUAUUCCGAUGGCCCGGCGCGUCUAUCGACUCGAAGGCAUUCGUGGGCUGUACAAAGGCACGACGCUCACCCUUGUCCAGUUCCUGGUCAUGCUUGUGUUGAUCCUCCUCCUGAAUCAGCCAUCUGCUUAUCAUCCUAACGAAGUGCGCAUGAUCGCUGUUGAACGCCCGUUCCGCAGCCUGUGCACACUGAUUGUCUCGGUUCUCGUGCUGCUUCCCACCGAGGUGCUUCUGAGGCGGACGAUGGUCCAUCAUGCAGCCGUGUCGUGGCGCCACCCACGCACAGCACUGCGUCAAGUAUUGUCGCCCGCCGAGGUGCUGCAGCCAUGGCGCUUGUAUAUUGUCCCAGGCCUCGUACCUCUACAGCUCUUUCGGCACCUCACUGCAUCAUACAUGACUCACAUGGUGCGGUACUGGACUCUGCCCUUGCUCGAAGACUUUGUUCCUCAGGUAUCGCGCCAAAACAAGGAUACGUACGAGGGGCCGACGUCCGACACCUUCCGCGUCACUUUUUGGGGCCUGCUUCUCUUCGUGGGGUGGAGUCUGAGUGUGGCGGUGCUCUUGGUACCCAUCGACUGCAUUCUCGUGCGGCUUAUGACGCAGUAUGACCGCACAACAUCGAUUGAUGCUUCCACGGCGCCUGCGUCCCAUAACCACCAGGCCUCCUACGAACAGGAUGUGGAGGACGAAAUGAGAGCCACAACGACGGCGGAGCCCGUCACGUCGUUGCGGCCAUGCUAUGGACACGACCAGCCCACAUCGACAGAGUUUGGUGCAUCGGAAGUGCAGCCGUACACGGGUGCAUGGGACUGUGCCUGCAAAAUGUACGACGAAGAGGGCCAAGAGAGUUUAAUGCGGGGCGCCUUUUAUACGGUGGUGGGAUAUAUGCUCAUGGCCUUUACCUAA
This is a messenger RNA of Malassezia restricta, 1164 nucleotides long. Its product is annotated as mitochondrial carrier protein. Lineage: Eukaryota; Fungi; Basidiomycota; Malasseziomycetes; Malasseziales; Malasseziaceae. Bases 1 to 1164 code for a protein of 387 amino acids. The transcript has a single exon. The record is from RefSeq and is a predicted model, not a curated record.